Messenger RNA from Hydra vulgaris (swiftwater hydra), 2589 nucleotides. The record is from RefSeq and is a predicted model, not a curated record. Lineage: Eukaryota; Metazoa; Cnidaria; Hydrozoa; Anthoathecata; Hydridae.
UAUUGCGUUCGAUUUCCGAUUAUAUUGCCUAUACCUCCUUUUUAAUCCAAUCCCUGAUAAUUAAACUUUAUUAUAAAUUAUCAUAGAUUUUGAUUCUAAAAAAAUGGCUUUUUCCAACACGGCAGUUAUUUAUCAAUUUUGUGACGAAAUUAUUAAUGGACAAAACGAAAUAACUUGUGAAAAAUGGAAAAUGGUGCCUGAUAUUUUUAAAAAUUUUGAGGACGUUACGAAACAAAUUGAAUUAGUAAACCCGAAGGAAUGUUUAAUUUCUGUAAUAAAGAAAUGUAAUAGUAACAAUCAUAACGAAAUAUAUAAUUGUAUUGAAAAAAUCCAAAAAGCAUUUUAUUGCCUAAUGUUAUAUUGCAUAAAUAUUAUAAGAAAUCCGAAAAAAAGAGAGUUUCAAAUCAUCAAGAUAAACCGCCAAGUUAUCAGAAGAACUUCAGAUGUUUUAGAAAUAUCAAAAGAUAACAAAAUUAUUACUUAUAUAGUUGAAUAAAGAUAAAAAUUAAAGGAUUUGUCUAAUAUGUUGUCGAAUUGUUAAACUAGGAAUUAUUCACCUUUUUGGGAAGGUUCAAGCUGUAUAAAAUUUAGUUAAUGCAGCAUAUGUAUUGGGAUCAGCAAGUGCAGAACAUGUUGCUUCAAGUAUUCUAAAAACUAAAAUGAAAAAUUAAAUUAUUUUUUUCGAGGUGAAAAAUUUACAAUUGCUUCUUAUGGCAAACCAUUGAGUAUUGUAGCUGGGACUAGGGACAAAAAAGUAUCAUGCAAGUUUAAAUCAUGUGUCUUUUGGAACAAUUAUGGAGCUUGUAAAAUGUUUAGAAUUAAUCCAGUGUAAAAUCAAAAAAAAUUGUUCUAUAUUUAGAAAGAAUCUUAAGUUUCAAAGAAGUAUUGAAGGAAAUUUAAAAAAUCCAAAAAAGUUUAAAAGAUGAAAUGAAUGAAGAUUUUUUAUGUAAAGAAGAAGAAUUUUUUGAAGCUGGUGAUAUAGUAAAUAAAUCAAUGGUUUAUAUAAAGGAUAUUGAUGAAUUUAUACAUGUUAUAAUAACUGAAAGAAAUAUUGACCCUUUUUCUACAAUUAUAAGAGUGUCUGUGAAUUCUGGUCAAGGUUUUUUAAAAGUAACAAUGAAUGUUUUCAAUCUGCAUGAUAAAACUAGCAACCAACCUGACCUUGAUGAUGCUAGAGUAAAGCGUUGUUUUAUUGUUGCUAUUGUAGAAGGAAUAUCUGAACACAAUGGAUAUCUUAGGCAAUUAGUUGAUCCUCCUAAUCUUCAAAAUAUUAAGUAUUAUGUUGCAUUCGAUUUAAAGUGUGCAAACUCAAUGUUUGACAUUUCAAGUCAUGCUGGAAAAUAUAGUUGUGUGAAGGAGAGUCUUUUGGAUUGUUCUCUUGAUUAUACAGCAAAUACGUAGAAGCUGGAAAACCAAAAUCAAAGAUGGCUGAUUAUAAAAAUGUAAUUAAUCCAAGAAUUUUUUUUAUCUUGAAGAAGAUCCGGACACAGUUAUAGAAAAUAUAGUUCCAGUACCUGAGUUGCAUUAUUAAUUACAAUAGUUACAACUGGGAAAGCUUUUAUCAAAACUAUGGCCUGGCUUUUAACAAUGGUUUUUUAAAAGUUACCAUGACAUUGGGUUUGAUGGCAAUAAUGCCAACUGACUUUUUGAUAAGUUAGAUGUUCUUGGUCGUGAUUUUGAUGAUCAAGGAAAACUUUAUUUAUUUCCAGUUAUUGAAUGUUUAAGAAAGUUUAAAGCAGUAAACUUUCGAAGAAAAAAUUAUUGGUGAUAUGGAGUCUGUUGUUGCGUAAUUUAAGACAGUUUAUGCUAAUUUAAUGGAAUAUAUUAAUCAUUACUUUAAAAAUAUUUCAUUAAAUAUAACAUGGAAAGCUCAUAUUGCAAUUAACCAUAUUGUACCAUUUCUAAAAAAUACCAAUACUGAUAAUGGACUUGGAAUUUACUCAGAACAAAUUUUAAUUUUAACCUUUUUUAUGGAGGUUCUCAAUACCCUCACUUAAUUUAAGUACUGUUUAAUUUCUUAAUAACAAAAAAAAAUUGAUGUGGGGAGACUUCAAACUUGGCGGUCGCUGUGGUUCACAGUGAUUGUUAAACUAUAAUAAUGUACAUGCAAUGAUUAUUGCAUGUGCAUUAUAUAUUGCAUUAUUAUUUAACAUGCAAAAUUAUCAUUACUUAUCAUAAAUAUGCAUUAUCAUAAACUUGUACAAAAUUGACAUUUUUGUAUUCAUUUUUAGCUCAGAGGUUGCUUCCAUAGUGUAAUAAAUUGUUUUUUUUACUCAAUAAACAGACAUAAUAUUUAUCAUACUAUAAAUAUUUUAUCCAUAUAAUCAAUCUAUUUUUAUAAUUUUAUUUUAUCCUAAUUUUAUCCAUACAACCCAUCUAAACUAUAAAAUUUGAAUUUUUAUAGUAAAUUUAUAAAGUUAGGUAUCAAAUUGAAAUGAAAAUUAUUAUAUUUAAUUAAAUCAAAAUAAAAUUUUACUUGCAUUGUUACGACAUUAUUUCUUAUGUACUAUAUAAUGGCUACUACUACUACUACUACUACUACUACUACUACUACUACUACUACUACUACUACUACUACUACUACUACUA